Molecule: messenger RNA, 600 nt
Organism: Nerophis lumbriciformis (worm pipefish)
Lineage: Eukaryota; Metazoa; Chordata; Actinopteri; Syngnathiformes; Syngnathidae
Source: RefSeq, a predicted model, not a curated record
AUGACAAAUUCGGUUACCAUCGCCCGCUGUGCAGUCCUGAUGAUGGAAUCCCCAUUGGAAAUCGAAAAAAAUUGCGUCGUGUCGUUUCAUUAUUCUCUAACUGAAAACGGCAACCCGCUGGAGAACUCCGACAACGGCGAUCCCAUGGCAUGCCUGAUCGGUGCAGGCAACAUUAUUCCCGGACUUGAACAAGCGAUGCUCGGGCACCGCAGCGGCGAUGAGUUCUCAGUUACCGUAGCGCCAGAAAAUGCCUACGGUGAUCGCAAGACGAAUCUGUUGACCCGCGUGUCAGCCAAACACCUGGGUGUAGAUGCACGAAAAUUGAACGCCGGCAUGGUGCUGCGCAUUCAGACCAAGCGCGGGCCCCAGAUGAUGCGGGUGAUUAAAGCGGGACGAUUCAUGGUGGAUCUGGAUGCCAACCAUCCGAUGGCUGGGUUGACGCUGACGUUUGACAUCAAAAUCGAAGACGUUCGAGAGGCAAGUCAGGAGGAGAUUCGCCAUGGCCAUGCUCAUGGCCCCGGGGGGCCACGAACAUUAGCAGCGUGGCAGCUGAUUGCGGCGCGGACUCCAAGGGCUGGGCAACUGCUCAACCCGUUCUGA